Anguilla anguilla (European eel) is the source of this 6392-nucleotide messenger RNA. It is a transcript of the gene rtkn, whose product is annotated as rhotekin. The record is from RefSeq and is a predicted model, not a curated record. The coding region runs from base 1172 to 3157 and encodes 661 amino acids. Gene Ontology annotation, cellular component: actomyosin contractile ring. NCBI's taxonomy places the organism in Eukaryota, Metazoa, Chordata, Actinopteri, Anguilliformes, Anguillidae. Gene Ontology annotation, biological process: mitotic cytokinesis; signal transduction; actomyosin contractile ring assembly. The transcript has 12 exons.
UUAUGAAAUAUCGAUUGGUUAUUAAAAUAUGAAAUAUACCCUUUUACUUACAUUCUGCGAUGUUUCGUUAAAAUAUGUCAUUGUUUAUUAAAUAGCACGAUUUGUUUAAAUGCAACGAUUACGAGCUAAAUAGCACAUUCUCAAAAUAAACUUUUAAACUAUCUUCAUUGGAUUUUUGAAAGCAGUUUCUUACUGCACUUUAGUCACGUUUUUUAAAAAUAUUUAGGACCGUGAUAAUGCCCUGUCUGACAGUAGGCUACUUAUAAGAUCUAACUCGGUAUUUUAAUUUCAGUGUUUCAGGAAGGAACAGGAAUAACACUCUGUCCUGCGUAACAGUAGUGCUUCUAUAAUUGUCUGGCAUUUCUUAUUUGGUGGUUUGAAGGGCGUGUAGUCUGGUCUCCCUUUUAUGUAGUUUAGUUGUCUCGUUUUAAAUGCUCCGUUACAAGACGCGAGUUGUAUGGGUUAAUUGACCGUCCUGUCUCAGCUGCAGGAACUAAUAGGGAGCACAGUGGGGUGGUUGUACGCUGCAGCGGAGGCGAUACCCUUUUGUGAUGAGGUCUAGCCAGAGCGGUCAGACGGCACUCAUAUCAGGACGAAACGACAUAAAGCGAAGAAUUAAAUGAACGACAACAAAAAAGUUUUUUUUAUUUAUCCCAACAGUCGCUGAAGGGAGAGGAGUGUGGACGUUUUAGAAGCGUAUUUUUCCGAGGUUGAAAAGAGAAGCCAGAGUAUGGAUUUGGGAAGAGAUUAUUAGGAAUACUGUGACCACACGAAGUUUUCCUUGAAUGAAGAAGAGUCAUUUAAUGCGCCUUCGCCUCUUUCGAGACAAGCCAUGUACAGUAGUUGCAGGUUGAAGCUCUAAGCUGCUUGGAAAUCGUUCGGAAGUCUGAUGGGACACUACUGAAGGGGAAGUAUCGUUUUUGUUGCUGUCAGUUCCUGUAAUCAUUUUCAACGAUUCGAUUUGGUUUUUAUCAUACAUCAAUAAAGUUUUACAUGGAUUAAAAGAAGAAGCUGGAUUUCAAAACUGUUUCCCUGGAUUGAGAUAUUGAUUUGUCGUAAUGGAUUUCUUUCAUUUUCGAUGUAAUAUCUCUGUUCUGAUCGAAUAACUGGUAAAGUGGGGAAAAUCCUGCUGCAAGUAAAACUUUCUGAUCACUGGACUUCUCGUCGAGGGAUGCCAGUUGACAGAUCAGCAGAAAUGGAGGACAAACUGCGAAUCCUGGAGGAUCUCAAUAUGAUGUACAUCCGGCAGAUCGCCCUGAGUUUACAGGACAGCGACAUCCAGAAGAAGAUCGACUAUGAGAUCCGCAUGCGGGACGGGGCCUGCAAGCUGCUGGCGGCCUGCUCGCAGCGGGACCAGGCCCUGGAGGCCGCCAAGAGCCUGCUGACCUGCAACGCCCGCAUCAUGGCCUACAUGUCCGAGCUGCAGAGGAUGAAGGAGGCGCAGGUCAUGCAGAGGGUGGCACGGAGGUCGUCAGACGCUGGGCCCAUGGACGACCGACUCCCCUGCAAGGCCAAAGUGGCUAUUUCAGACCUGCGCAUCCCUCUCAUGUGGAAGGACACGGAGUACUUCAAGAACAAAGGAGAGCUGCACCGCUGUGCGGUGUUUUGCCUGCUCCAUCUCGGAGGGGAGAUUUACGACACGGACAUGGUGGUGGUGGACCGGACGCUCACGGACAUCUGCUUCGACAACACCAUCGUCUUUAGCGAGGCCGGCCCCGGGUUCGAGCUGAAGGUGGAGCUGUACAGCUGCUGCACGGAGGACGAGUUUUCGGGGGGCAGCACGCCGCGCAAGCUGGCCAGCAAGCUGAGCAGCUCCCUCGGGCGCUCGUCGGGGAAGAAGGUUCGCGCCGCCCUGGAGCCCGGCGGGGGCAGCCCCGUCACCAACGGCGGGGGCGCCACCCUGCUGCUGCCCGUGCCCUCUGUGCCGGGUCCGAAGUACCACCUCCUUGCACACGCGUCUCUGACUCUCACGCACGUCCAAGACAGCUUCCGCACACACGACCUCUCCAUCUCUGGAAAUGAAGAGUGCUCUUAUUGGCUGCCACUCUAUGGCAGCAUGUGCUGUCGCCUGGCAGCGCAGCCUCACUGUAUGACUCAGGAGAUGAUGUGCGGCUACCUGAAGGUGAAGCAGCUGGGAGGGGAGCCUCAGGGCUGGAAGAAGAUCUACGGUGUCCUGAAAGGGACAAACCUCUUCUGCUACCACAGACAAGAGGACGUGGAGGCCAAAGUGGAGCCUGUCUGCACCAUUGCCAUCAAUAAGGAGACGAGGAUCCGCUCCUCAGAGAAGGAACGUCACAGCAAAGCGCAGAGCAUCUCCAUCAGCAACCAGUACGGCGGGGAGGACGUGACGCACACCCUGAGCGCCGACAGCAAGGAGGACACGCAGCGCUGGAUGGAGGCCUUCUGGCAGCAGUUCUACGACAUGAGCCAGUGGAAGCAGUGCUGUGACGACCUAAUGAAAAUCGAUAUGCCGUUGCCACGGAAGCCUGCCAUCGUCAUGGCGAAGCAAGGCUCCCUCUACCACGAGAUGGUUAUUGACACCUCAGAUGACAUCAGCACCGUGACGGACAUCCUGACUCAGCGCAUGCAGGAGUUUGAGUUGAGGAGCAGGCUGGGGUCCACUCCCCCCUGGAUGGCCCUGUUCGAGGAGUCCCCCAACCGUCACCACCACCAUCGCCCGCCCCGCGCCCACUGCCGCACCCCGCACAGCCCCCUCAGCCCCCGCCUGGGCCUGCUCUCCUCAGACGCCAGCCUGACGUCGGAGAGCGACAGCCCCUGCAGCGCCAGCCCCUGCUCCCGCCGCGGCUGGGGCGACACCCCCUCCCGCUUCCGCCCGCGAACUCUCUCGCUGGACGCCAAGCUCACCGGCCUGCGGGGGAGGAGGUACGGGGGGCUGCCCUGCGCCUGCCAGGCCCCGCCCUCCGUCUCCGCCUCGGUCUCCGCCUCUCCCGCCUCCACCUCCUCCUCCUCCUCCUCCCGACCCCCCCAGAAGGGCCUGUCCUGCUCUAGCUCCACCUCCAGCAACAGCUCCAGCGAGGGCAGCAGCACCCCGGAGUCCGACGGCAGCCCCUUCUCCCGCCCCAGCCCGGCCCGCCGCAGCAUGAGGAACCUGCGCGCCAAGCUAGACCCCCGAAACUGGCUGCAGAGUCAGGUAUAGGCCCCCCUCUCCCUCCAUCCCUACUCCAGCCCACCUUGUGCUUGACUGGAGCCUUCUGGAAAGAAUGAUUCUCCUGGCAGCAGAUGAUCCACAGCUAAAACAGGACCCCCAUGUGACACAGCCUCCUUCCCUCUGUGCGUGAUAUGGACCAUGGACUGUCUCUCUCUUUCUCCCUCCCUGGUGUGGAGCCAGGCCCAGAAGGAGCAUUUUAGCAGUCACCUUAAUCUUUUAGUGUCUUCAUCCCGAAUUUCUGAUCAUACUGAUUGUUUUACGCCGGUGUAAAAUUAAAAAAUCUGUGUCGUCAGAGCACAAACUAGAUGAAUCCUCUUCUGUAUAGCACGGUUAUUCAAGCAGUAUUAAGCUGUCAACAAGAAAGUGGUUUCAAAGUCAUUAAAAAAUCUGGGAUUGAUCCACACCCCAUCCUCUGAGAUACCUCCUGCAUUCAAUAAUUUAAUCAGAAUUUCAGAAGGAAGAGGAACUGUCCCUCCUAUGUGCAAUGAACUAAAACAUGGCCGACCUCCACAGCGGUGGGAUUGGCUGACUCAACAGUUCACCACAGGGCCUGAGGUGUGAUUAAAUGACUCAACAGUUUACCACACAGCCUGAGCACCUCGUCUCAUCAUGGAUACUUUCACAGUUUCACAGCCUUGACUCUCAAACUGUGUGCGUUCCACUGUUAAGCAUGGUUUCUUUAAUAAGAAAAAUAGAAGAAGUGUUACAAAUCGGUACCAGGGCACACACUGUGCCUGUUGAGCUCACACUGCUAAUGCAAAGCUGGUAUGUGCAGAAUGGAACAGAGGGAACUCCUUGAUUCAGAGCAAUGCAUCAUGAACCAAUGUGAAAUUAAAUGACUUGUGAAUGUGAUUUAUGGGCAAUGUUGAUCUGAGGCUACUGUAAUUUAACAGAGUUAUCAGGGCACUCCCAAAUUCACACUUUGAGGUCAUGUUUUUGAUGCGCAAGGUCAUUCCAGAAAAGAGCUGAUUGGUCGAGCCUGCCCUGGUGGAAAUUCUAGGUACCAGCCUAAGAUAGAAUCUAGCUGGAACCAGCUUCUGCUUCCACUGGAAACCAUCUGGAAUUUGGUGAUGGCCUGGUGUCUGUACCAAGCUGACCCACCAGCUGGACAAUGACGUGCCAGCAUGGUUGCCAUCUCAAGCAUCUUGUUGCCAACUCGAGCAUCUCCAAACAAGCAGGACCAGCUUCAGAUAAGCUGGAUCAGCUUUAAACCCAACUGGAACCAAGCUGAAAUUUCCACCAGGGUGUAAGGCAACCAAAUAUGUACAAAUAUGCACCAUUAACUCCAGUUCGAGGGCUGUGAGAAAAGCUGCUGUUUUACUAUUUCUCACUCUUUACUCCACUGCUACACUUGUCCCGCUCCUGUCCAGCUUUCAAGAAGCAAGAUGACAAACACUAAGCAUUGCUUCUGUUAGUGCAAGGCUCUUUCUGCUCCUCACACAAUGUAUUAUGUGAAAUUCUAAAGCCAUUUACAAUCCCUGGGAAUUUUCAGCUGGAAGGGGAAAGAAGAUUCUAGCCUUUUAAUAUGAUAUUAAGCAUUGGCACAUACCAGUUGCUACUGUGGUAACCUCAAGGAUGCACUAUAUUGAAGUUUACAGUGAAUAUUUAUCAGCAAGAUAAAUAGGGAGACUAAUACUGUUGCAUUCUCUACUUUACCUCACAAUAUCAUUUUAAGCAAUCACACACAAAAAUUAACUGUAAAAUAUCUGCAUUAUUAGUAAGCUAUUAUACAGCAGUAGCACAUUAAACCUGAAACAAUGAAUGCAGUCAGGUUAUUUCAGCUGUUAAGAGUUUGGACUUGGCUAGGCCCCAACAGUCUUAAAGAGAACCUGAAAAAAAAACACUGAAAAAAAACAUUAACAGGAGCAUUGCCAAUUCCUGGUGUCCACUGAUUUGAUUUGAAGCCCAGGCAUUCUGUUGAAUGAAAGUACAUCAAAGUAAAUGAACAACCGUGAAAACCACACCUCUGCACACCAAGGACAGUCAGCGUCCCUCCAAAAAGGGAGACUAUUGAGCCAUUAGGCCUGUCUCUGUUGCUCUGUAGUGUUUCUAAACUGUAUAAAGCAUGUGCAGCUGGUAUAAAACAAAUUACAAUAAAAAAUGUAUGACAAAAAAGUUGGAUUUUGGAAUCAAAUUAGGGAUAGAUUUCAUUGCAGGUUCCCUGCAUGUUAAUGUCAUUUUCCAGUUAAGAUUCCCUUAAGACACGUGCUGACCUUCACACCAUGGAAUCAGAUAUGUAAAAGCUUUCUUGGAUUCCAAUGAUUCUGCAGGAAGGUUUUGUUCCUGUCUGGGUGUGAUUCAAAGGUUAUUUCCAACUAUUUUCAGAACAAUAGCUCAAGAAUCAAGGGGAAGAAAUUUGACCGAUCAGGAUUCAGUGCAUGCAGUGUGCAAGUGCCUGGAGACUUGGACAGCCAUUUUGACUUGUGUUAUGAAAGAAAAAUGAUCCCCUUUCAAGGCAAUGGGUCUCCUGACAAAUGGGGAUUUUUCACAUUAUACAUUUAUGAGUGGGCUUUGCAUUUGUUAAACAUCCCUUGGUAUGUAUCUCUAAGUGGUUCUUUUGCCUAUUAGUUCAGAUAAGAUUUAUUCAUAGAAUUUACUGAAACCAGGGAGAAGUUAAAUCGCUAUAUAGUGUAUACUAUUUUAAAUAAAUCUAUACAUUAAUAGUAUAAACUGUAACCAGUAGUUGUAUUUUUGUAUUUACUGUAUAUACUGAAAAGCCUUGCCCCUCUCAAGAACCAUUGAUCAGGUAUUUUAGCUUUGUCCUCAGUAUUGAUGAGGGAGGCAAGAUCUAAUGUCCCUCUCCUCUGCAGACAGUACGGUGAAGCCUAGUGUCCCAUGUCUCUGCAUAACAAUGACUGUAAAACUACGCCGCUGUGUCUCCGGCGUCAACCAGAGCUCUGUUCACUUUACUAAAGGUAGAUCUGAAAUGCUUAAAAGCAACAUUUGUGACUGUAAAGUUUUGUAAUUUAACUUUUUUCUUCUUUUUUGAGAUUAAAUGUAUUUUGCAUUAUUGAUUUUUGUUAUAAAUAUGACUAUAUUGAUAUAUAAUUUUAAAAGAAUACCAGUCUAACUGUAAAGAUGGUUACUCUUGAAAUGGGAGGUCUGUGGCUGCAAUCUGUCUGCAUGUGCAGCUACAUAGGGGGAGAUGAGUGUAACAAGGAAUAUUUAACUCAUUUUAAAGUUUGACAUAAAGACAAAAAUAAAUACUUUAUCAAUUUGGAAA